AUGUCAAAGGCCCGAAACGAGGAGGAGACAUCGCACCCGUUCCAGGCGGUCGUCCUCUGCGAUGGAUGGGGUGAGGAGGAGCGGUGGGGUCCUCUGGUCAGGCGGAAGCGCACGGAUGACGAGGAGUUCGAGGAGCUCGAGGUCGGCGGAGAGCAGCGACCUUGGUGCCUCCUCCCGCUCUUGAACGUCCCCCUCCUCGCCUGGACUCUCGAGUCGCUCGCGGCAUCCGGCGUCGAGCAGGCUUUCUUGUUCGUUCGUGAGGGUGUCGAAGACGUUAGACAGUGGCUUGCAUUGUCUUCUUUCCAAGGUCCUGCCUCAGAGAUCUCGAUCGUCGUCCGGCCUACAAAGGCUCUCACACCUGGAGACGUCCUGCGCGAAGUCGACGGCCUCCAAAUCCUCGCGCCGGCGGACUACCUUGUCGUCCAGGCAGGCUACGUCGGCAACAUCGACUUGAAGGUCAAGGUUGACGAGUUCACCGAGCGGCGGAAGAAGGACCCGAACCUGUCGAUGAGCUGUAUCGUCAAGCCCAUCACUAACAAGACUCUCUCGACUUUCGCCGUCCACACCUUGACGUCCGACGCCCAGCUUAUGCACUACGAGCAGUCCCCGCUCUUUCCCAAGAUGAAGGCGUUCACGGUGCCUCGAGAAGCAAUUGGCGGCGGGAAAGAGGUGCAUACUCGAGCGGAUCUCGAGGUUGUCGGCGCCGUCAUCUGCAGCAACGAGGUCGCCCCGCUGUUCACGGAGAACUUUGACUACCAAUUCUUCUAUCCCGACUUCGUCAACGGACUGCUCACCUCCGACCUCUUGGGCAAGACCAUCUGCUGCACGAUCCUCGACUCGGAGACCUCUCCAACCGCAACUCCCGCCUCACCUUCCGCGAGCCGCUCUUUCGCUGGAGCGGUGACCAACACCAAGACGUACGAGGCUGUCAGCAAGGCGUUGUUGGCGCGGAAGGCGUACCCGCUUGCGCCGGACGAGAACAUGCCGAACCGUGAGGCGAGGUACGAGCAGCGGAGGGCGAGGGUGUACUACGGGAAGAACGUUGACUUGUCCCGCACCUGCAAAGUUUCGUCCACCUCGCUGGUCGGUUCAUCCUCCACCAUCGGUCCCAACACCUUCAUCACGCACUCAGUCCUCGGCGCGCGCGUCACGACGGGCUCGUCCUGCCACAUCUCCAACUCGUUCAUCUUUGCCGGCGCGCAACUGGGCGAUGGGUGCGUCGUCAAGGACAGCGUUAUUGGUGAGGGCGUGGAGAUUGCGCCUGGAGCGGUUGUCGAGGGAGGGAGCUUGGUAGGUGCGGGAGUCGUGUUGGGCAAGGGGGCGAAGUUGGAGGGGAACAGGGUGUCACUCGAGCAGUACGAGGGCGACGUCGAUGUGCGGAAUGCUUCUCUUGGCGAGGCUUCGAACGGCUUCUUCUGGCCUUCGGAGGAGCAGGCGGUCGAUGAGGAGGACAGCGACGACGAGGACGUGCUCGACUCGCGCAACUUGAGCGUCACCCGACUCGGCCACCACUUUGCCAACCUCGACCUCGCCUCGUCGUCCUCCUCGCUGUCGAGCCUGUCUCGCAACGGCUCGUCGACGUCGCUCAACACGGAUGCGACGACCGACGAUGAAGGCCUGACCGACUCCGAAGCGCCGGCCAUUGCCGGCCUCGACAUGCUUCAGCCCGAAAUGUCGUCCUCGUCCCGAAAACAGCUCGAGUUCCGCACCGAGUGCCUCCACUCGCUCGACCGCUCGUUCGCCGAGAACCACACGGUCGACAACGCGGCCAUCGAGCUCAAGACGUUGCGGAUGGCGUCGAACGUCCCGCUUGGCGAGGUGCGGGCCGUCGUCGUCCCCUACGUUCUCGAGCGGUGUGACGGCGCCACAAACGCCGCUGCGACACUCGAGAGGUGGGGAGGCUUGAUCGCCAACUUGACGGGCGAGUCGGAGGAAGCGAUGGUCGACUGCCUCCUGCUCGCGCAGGAACACGUCGCGGUCGCAGGCGAGGCGGACGUGCGGUUCUGGUUGCGCGUCUUGAAGGGGUUCUACGAGUCCGACGUCGUCAGUGACGAGGGCGUUUUCGCGUGGUACAAGAGCGCGAAGGCGAGGGCUACGGCGGGAGACGAGGGCAAGAAGCUGUGGGCGGCGAGUCGGCCGUUCCUCGAGGCGAUUCAGGACGACGACGACAGUGACGACGACAGCGAGUAG
Molecule: messenger RNA, 2190 nt
Organism: Rhodotorula toruloides NP11
Lineage: Eukaryota; Fungi; Basidiomycota; Microbotryomycetes; Sporidiobolales; Sporidiobolaceae
Product: translation initiation factor eIF-2B epsilon subunit
Exons: 8
Coding region: 1-2190 (729 amino acids)
Cellular component (GO): eukaryotic translation initiation factor 2B complex
Molecular function (GO): translation initiation factor binding; translation initiation factor activity; guanyl-nucleotide exchange factor activity
Source: RefSeq, a predicted model, not a curated record